This is a messenger RNA of Schistocerca nitens (vagrant locust), 519 nucleotides long. RefSeq names its product THAP domain-containing protein 2-like. Lineage: Eukaryota; Metazoa; Arthropoda; Insecta; Orthoptera; Acrididae. The record is from RefSeq and is a predicted model, not a curated record. The transcript has 4 exons. The coding region runs from base 1 to 519 and encodes 172 amino acids.
AUGGCCGUCGAUGACCACGCCAUGCGUAACUGUGUGACGAAUUACAGGAACAAAAGAAUACUACUAGGCCUAUUGCUGAAAAGGCAGUUAACGAAAUAUUCGGAAACAUCAACAGAUGAUUCAAGGUUUCCCCUUACAAAUGAUUUUCUAAAUCGGAAAUCGAUAGUUGCUACUCGGAGAGAGAACUUCCAACCGACAGCAAAUCAUUUGCUGUGCUCUCUUCAUUUUGAAGAGAACUGUUACAUGGAAAAUUAUUUAAAUAGACGUCAACAGAAGGACGAUGCUAUAUCGACAGUAUUUGGAUUUCCAACUCAUUUGAAAAAGGUUACCAAGGCAAGGAAACCUCCAAAGCCAAAGCCAAGAAAUGUUGAGACAGCAGAAAACGUGUGUGUGGAUGUGCACGUUUCUGCUUACACUGGAGACCACAAUUAUUCAUUUCCAUUAAGUCCAAGUAAGCUGAAGGAAAAGUUCGUAAAAACUGAAGAAAGGAAGGGAGCAAGCAGAAAUUGUGCAAUAUAA